Molecule: messenger RNA, 421 nt
Organism: Sphaeroforma arctica JP610
Lineage: Eukaryota; Ichthyosporea; Ichthyophonida
Exons: 4
Source: RefSeq, a predicted model, not a curated record
UUCCCCAGACACCCACCAGUAGACUGCUGCGCCUUUCAGCAUUGCUAUUUAUAAAACGUUCAGAGGCACUGGGUGCGGCUCUAUGCCAAUGGACUCUGCACGCGCACAAUAUGUCAGUAGAAGCAUACUUGGAGACGUUCACAGCCAUCAGGAGCAUCAUCACCUCGGAAGACAUGAGCCUUCGCCCCGGAAGCCAGGCAUCAACCGUUCUAAAAACAGACGGCGAGAGGAGUAGACAUAAAUUGUCGCGUGGGAUGAUACAAUCGUCCCUCGCAUUGUUACAGCUUGCUGACCCGCCUAUGCAAUUGCCAACCUCACAAGUGGAUAAUACUACCGCAACUGAGAUGUCAGGUACACAUACCCUUGCUGUGUCGAUGCUGCGCUGGGUGGCUGCCCAAGGGAGCGCCUCAACAGUGUGCGA